This is a messenger RNA of Zingiber officinale, 720 nucleotides long. RefSeq names its product 60S ribosomal protein L26-2-like. Gene Ontology annotation, biological process: cytoplasmic translation; ribosomal large subunit biogenesis. The record is from RefSeq and is a predicted model, not a curated record. The transcript has a single exon. Gene Ontology annotation, molecular function: RNA binding; structural constituent of ribosome. Bases 61 to 516 code for a protein of 151 amino acids. NCBI's taxonomy places the organism in Eukaryota, Viridiplantae, Streptophyta, Magnoliopsida, Zingiberales, Zingiberaceae. Gene Ontology annotation, cellular component: ribosome; cytosolic large ribosomal subunit.
UUGUUUCGAUCCACCUCCUUCUGCCGCCGCCGCAUCCAACUCCCUCCGGCGUAGGUCACCAUGAAGUACAAUCCGAGAGUAUCAAGCUCCCGCCGGAAGUGCCGGAAGGCGCAUUUCACUGCCCCAUCGAGCGUCCGGCGGAUUCUUAUGAGCGCGCCGCUCUCGACCGAUCUAAGGAACAAGUACAACGUGAGGUCUGUCCCGGUGCGCAAGGACGACGAAGUGCAGGUGGUGCGCGGAACCUACAAGGGCCGCGAGGGGAAGGUCGUGCAGGUCUACCGCCGGAAGUGGGUAAUCCACGUCGAGCGCAUCACCCGCGAGAAGGUCAAUGGAUCCACCGUUAACGUCGGCAUCAACGCCUCGAAGGUGGUCAUCACCAAGCUCAAGCUCGACAAGGACCGCAAGGCCCUCCUCGAGCGCAAGGCCCGAGGCCGCACCGCCGACAAGUCCAAGGGCAAGUUCACGGUGGAUGAGGUCGCCGCCCGUGGAGCUGCUUCCCUCCAGGAGAUUGACUGAUCUCAUCCGUCUCGUUUGGUCCUCCCUCUCUCUUAAAAAAUUCUUCUUUUUCGUUUAUGCAUCAGCAUUCAAUGCUUCGACAUUUAGGAUGUUUUCUGCAUUCGAGAUGCUAAAUACCUCCGUACUUGUUUUGCCUAAAGUUGGGCCUUCGUCUUAACAUUUUGUUAGAGUCUUCUAUGUUAAAUUCGUGCUGCUUUCUUUAAA